Molecule: messenger RNA, 9149 nt
Organism: Orcinus orca (killer whale)
Lineage: Eukaryota; Metazoa; Chordata; Mammalia; Artiodactyla; Delphinidae
Gene: DAPP1
Product: dual adaptor of phosphotyrosine and 3-phosphoinositides 1
Exons: 9
Coding region: 142-984 (280 amino acids)
Source: RefSeq, a predicted model, not a curated record
CUUCCUUGCUGGUUGGAGACUCAGCUACAGCUGUCUUCUCUCUCAGCGGGGAGGGGAGGGCGUGAGGGGCAGCAGAACGUGUCUCUCUCUGCCUCUCACCCAGAGCACCUCGCAGGGGCUUAGCGGACGCGAGGGGAGCGAAUGGGCAGAGCAGAAUCUCCAGAAGGGAAAAUGAGCAUCCAGGAUCCUUCAGAUCUGUGCAGCAGGUCGGACGGAGAAGCUGAGCUGCUCCAGGACUUGGGGUGGUACCAUGGUAACCUCACCCGACAUGCAGCCGAGGCUCUUCUCCUCUCCAAUGGAUGCGACGGGAGCUACCUUCUGCGGAACAGCAAUGAAAGGACAGGGCUGUACUCUCUCUCUGUGAGAGCCAAAGACUCCGUCAAACACUUUCACGUUGAAUAUACUGGAUAUUCAUUUAAAUUUGGCUUUAAUGAAUUCUCAUCUUUGAAAGAUUUUGUCAAGCAUUUUGCAAAUCAGCCUUUGAUUGGAAGUGAGACAGGCACUCUGAUUGUUCUGAAACAUCCCUAUCCAAGAAAAGUGGAAGAACCAUCCAUUUAUGAAUCCGUCCGGGUUCACACAGCAAUGCAGACGGGAAGAACAGAAAACGACCUCGUGCCCACUGCCCCUUCUCUGGGCACCAAAGAAGGUUACCUCACCAAACAGGGGGGGCUCGUCAAGACCUGGAAAACGAGGUGGUUCACUUUGCACAGAAAUGAACUGAAAUACUUCAAAGACCAGAUGUCACCAGAACCAAUUCGGAGCCUAGAUUUAACAGAAUGUUCGGCUGUACAAUUUGAUUAUUCACAGGAAAGGGUGAACUGUUUUUGCUUAGUAUUUCCAUUCAGGACAUUUUAUCUCUGUGCAAAGACAGGAGUAGAAGCUGACGAGUGGAUCAAGAUAUUACGCUGGAAGUUGUCUCAAAUAAGAAAACAGCUUGAUCAAGGGGAAGGCACAAUCCGAUCUCGGUCAUUCAUCUUUAAAUAGACAGACCUUCCUCGAUGAGGGAUGCCCUGACCCAGGAGCAGGGUGGAAUGUUCCUGAUGUUGUGAUCCACAGCAGGUUUCAGAUGAAAGCUAAGGAUUUUUCUGUAGAAACAAAUCAAAAGCAGAUGCGGAUUUGGACCUCUCAGAAGACACCACAUUUGCUGACUCACAGAAGACUGCUGCCCUUCAAGAUCCUGCCAUGUCCCUAAGAAUACCGAAGGCUCCUUGUUCUGAUGGAGACGGAUGAACCACUGCUACCAGGUGUGCUCGAUCUUAGAACACGUGAUGGGAGAUGGUUUUUGUUUUCCCUCAUUGUUGUCCCCAAGCUGGUUGACAUUAGUUACCCAAAGUCCCACUCUGCACCAGGGUCAACUCAUCUGACUUCCAAGUUGUGCUAUUAUCCAGGAAGGAAACAGCUAUAUAUGUAGCCCGAGGUUUAGACUACUUUUCAGAAAGUGUAUUGGGAUAGUAAAUGUCCAAGAUUGGGGCAGAGGAGCAGUGUUGUUUUUACUUUCUUUCCCCUUUAUACAAAAAACAAUUUCCAAAACUAAAAUGGAAAAUGUUUGUAGUAUUUAUUUUCUCUUUGUAAAAGGCUCAGAUAUCUACCGGGUCCUUUCUUCCCCUCUAAUGAUAAACCUGUGAGAACUAAAUCUCCUAUGGGCUAUUGGGUAAGAUGAUAAGGAUAAUGGAAGGUACAAUCUUAAAAAAGCAUCUCUUUUAGUCAUUUUGGGGGAAAUGCUUUAAAGAGUGAGAAAACAUAAAUUGAGGAAGAAUGAUAAAGUAGUAACUUGUAGUUUAAUAAUAAUUAUCACGAUAAUUAUUAUAACAAUAGAGCACUUGUAAGCACUAAGUUAUCUUCAUCCAACACUUCUCAAACAGACUGAAAGAAACUUUCAAAGUAGAGUGUGUUAUAACAAUCCCUUCCCCAGAGUGAGAGGGAGGUAUUUGCCCAAGAGAAGAAAGAUGUACCUUGCACUGCACGGAGCACCCUACACCUUAUUCAAGAGGAACUUCUUUUGUCUAUUGAGGGAGUAACACUAAAUCCACAUGCAAAGGGUAAUGCUGUGUUUGUUACACAGCAUUUUCAAGCCAGAACAAGGGGAUUGAAAUAGGGGGAUGAGAUACUGGCAUCCAGAGCUCCUAAAUAGAUUUUAACCCCUUCUAUUAUCUUUAUUAAUACUGCUUUUUUAGACUGAAGUUUGAAAGGAGACAAAAGUGGAGGAAGAGCCCAAAAAAAAAGGUUGUGGAGCAAAGCUAUGAUAUGACGCUGCUCUUGCAGUCCAAAGGGCUACCUUGUUGAAUACGUUUCUUGUUAUUUAAACAUCUAGGACUCAGAAAUUACAUUAAAUUUUUGUAUGUUUCAACAAGGUUUUUAAUGUAUUUUGUAAUGUUUGUAUCAUACGGAAUAUAGCAAAUGUCAAGUUAAAAUGUAUUGUGUUGGGCUUCCCUGGUGGCGCAGUGGUUGAGAGUCCGCCUGCCGAUGCAGGGGACACGGGUUCGUGCCCCAGUCCGGGAAGAUCCCACAUGCCAUGGAGUGGCUGGGCCCGUGAGCCAUGGCCGCUGGGCCUGCGCGUCCGGAGCCUGUGCUCCGCAGCGGGAGAGGCCACAGCAGUGAGAGCCCCGCGUACCGCAAAAAAAAAAAAAAAAAAAAGUAUUGUGUCAAGUUUGCAAAGUAAGGAGUUAGACAUAAAUCUUCACUGAAACGUACAGUUUUGUUUUCUUAGAUCCAAGGGUGUUGUGUAGGUAACAUUGUUUUCAUUUUUUGUAAAAUAUGUCAUGUUUAUUUACAUUCUUUGGUUAUGUUUAUUAAAAACAGCAUGAUUUUGCUGUGCCUGUAAUAUUUUGCUACUAAAGUGUUUUUAAUAACUGUAAUUUAAAAGAAAUAUAACCAAUUAAUAUCAUAAAUAGCAAUGAAGAGUCCACUUUGGUUAGACUAUGAGCUACAAAGGAUUGAAAGAUUCAGAGCUGAAGAAAUAGUCCCCGUCCUCAAGGAGUUUUCAGUUGAAUAUGGAAAAGAUAAGAAAUACAUCCAUGACGACGUACAGAAGUAAAUACGAUAAAUACUUCACGUGAGGCACACAAAGCUGUAUGAUGGAGUGGGCUUCAGCUGAGAUAAAGCCAUUGUUUGGAGGGUUUUGACAUGAAAAGGGCGAUCUAACAUACACCAUGCAAUUAGUACUACCCCAGAUGCUUUACCUGCUCUCUUUACCUGUCUCAGCCCUGAAAAGUGAUCAUGAUUUCACCCCGAGGGAUCUCAGGGAAGGGCCCUAGGACGAGGGAGGAUGAUUCGUGCCAAAUCGGAGUGGGGCUGUUUGGGAGAAUAGCUGUCUGUGUCAAGCUCUGUCGCUAACAGUAUGUGCUCAUCAUAAAGUACCUCAAGACACAGCCGAAGGAUUAGCAGUUAUUCUCAGAAUCCCCCCAACCCCGGGAAAAUCUCGCCCUGCAGAAGCACUGCUGCCUCUGGACCAGGAGCGCGCCCCGCUCAACGGUAAGAUGGCUGUUACUGCCUCGGAGGGAAACCCGUCCCUAUUCCUGGGCCACUGGACAGGAGGACACUCAGCAAGCCACAGGCCUCUCUCUCCAGCCCAAGGCACUCGGGAGACUGGGCUCUUUGGUCCUUCCCUCUCACUCACGCUCGGGGUGCAGGUCAGGGAGUUACACUGAGUCCCUGUUUCAGGCAGAGAGCAAGAGAAUUCUUACAGGAUGAAUAUAAACUCUACUUCCCUCCUCUACUGCUACUUCAGGUCAACUGCAGCAAACUUGUAGUUUUGCCAAAGUCUUCCCAGCCACGUUGAGCCUACACUCUGCUCACCACGAUUCAGGCUGUCUGGGCAUGACGUCGAGCAGAGCUUCUUAAAUUAUCUGUGGAAAAGGGCCAGAUUUAUUUUCUUUUAAAAUUUAUUUUCUAUCACAGACUGGGAAUUUGUAAAAUCCAGUAAGUUAUUAGAACACUGAAGUAAAAAUACAACUAUCACAAUCCCAGUUUUUAAAUCAAAGUCAAUAGACAUAGUAUGUCUGCUGUUUUUUAAACCCUUAACCCUCAACUUCUGUAACUUAUUUUAUACUAACAAACAGAACAGCCCAGUCUGUGGACAUUUCAAGUAGGUCUGGCUAGUGGACAGCCACGUAAAAUAAAGCAAGAGCCUUCUUGAGAAAGAAUUCAUCCUGAUGCUGCUAUGAAGGUAUUUCAUAGAUGUGCUUAAUAACAUCUACAAUCCCCUGAAUUUAUAUAAAAGAGGUUAUGCUCCAUAACAUGGGUGGGGCUCAUUCAAGCAGUUGAAAGGCCUCAAGAGCAAAACUGGGGUUUCCAUGGGGAAGAAAUGCUCCCUGUAGACUGCAGCCUCAGCUCCUGCCCGAGAUUUUCCAGGCUUCUGGCCUGCCCUGCAGAUUUUGGGGCUUGCCAAUUUCCAAAAUCAGGUAACCAGUCCCUUGAAUUAAGUCUAAUUCAUGUAUAUAUCCUACUGGUUGUUUUUUGGUGAACCCCAAGUGAUACAACUUUCUUUCCCAAAUACCUCAUCACCAUUUUAUUAUAAAUUUUGUUGUUUGCUGAAAUAUUUUAUUUAGUUAAUUUUAUCACUUUUGGAUAGUUAACAAUUCAGUAAGUAAAGUUUACAGUGAAAAGGGUCACUCCUGGGAACCCUGUCCCCCAAUUACCUAGUUCCACUCCACGGAGGCUACCCAUGUUACCACAUUCUGUGCAUCUUCAGAGAUACCUAUCAUAUACAAGCAAAUAUGAAUAUACAUCUACAUUUUUUCUUCCUAUACAUAAGUUGUAACAUAGCACACAGUUUCACACCAUGCUUUUUCUUCUGAACAUUAUGUUUUGGAGAUCAUUCCAUCUCAGUACCCAAAGUCGUCUUUGUUCUUUUUUCCAUUGGGCAAAUGUAGAAAUUUCUUUAACCAACCCUCUAUGAUUAGGGUGAACAUAUAAUCUAUCUAAAGUGGGACCCUUCAGAGUUGAAAGGAGCACUAAUAAUUACACCGAGAACAGCAGGUAUAAAAUGGCAUUGUUACAAAAAAAAAAAAACAGGUCACCUCAUCUAUGAUGGAUACUUGUUUCCAAUCCUUUAAUGUUACUAAAUUGCAAUGACUAUAAGUAUGUACUUUUCACACAUCCAUAUGCAUCAGUAACAUGAAUAUCUAGAAGUGGAAUUGUGGGCUUUUGUGUCAAUUUGACUCAACAUGGGGUGCCCAAAUUAAAUAUUUUGUCUCUGUGGGUUCUCUUUCUCUGGAGAAUCCUAAUACAUUGGGUAAAAGGUUAUGUGCACUUGAGUUUGGCAGAGAUUGCCAAGUUGUCCUAUUUAGAAGGAUAUAACAAUUCACACUUCCAUCAGUAGGGCAUAAAGAAUGUCUGUGCUAAUUUUUUUUUUUUUUUUGCAGUACGCGGGCCUCUCACUGUUGUGGCGCACAGGCUCCGGACGCACAGGCUUAGCAGCCAUGGCUCACGGGCCCAGCCGCUCCGCGGCAUGUGGGAUCUUCCCAGACCGGGGCGCGAACCAGUGUCCCCUGCAUCGGCAGGCGGACUCUCAACCACUGCGCCACCAGGGAAGCCCUGUGCUGAUUUUUUAAUAAAUCUUUCCCAAUUGACUUAUGAUGUCAUCUUCACAAUGUUUUAACUCCUCAUAUGUAUGUACUAAAGUCUGUUUCUGGGUUGUUCUGUUCUACUGAUCUGUCUAGUUGUGCACCUGAUGUAGUUUUACACUAUCCUUUAAAAAUAAUCUAUUUUUAUAUUACCUUUUCAAAAAUUCCUUAGAAAGUUUCAACUUAUUUUUCUGGAUGAACUAAAGAAUAAUUUAACUAUUAUACCCCUUAAAAUAGAAAUUUUAAUAGUAGCAGUGUUCACCAUGCAAAGGUUAAAUAUCUCCAUUUAUUAGUUCUCUUUCCUGUGGUGGGUAUGAAUGUAUGUAGGUAUACAUAUAAAAUUACCAGUAAUUACAAUUUUGGUCACCUCAUUUAUAAAAGACUUUCUUGCUUCAUGCAUCACUGCAUUGGCAAAAACUUCCUGGACACUAUUAAAUAAUAAUCUGGAUACUGGGAAUUCUAGAUUUUAAUGGAUGUGUCUAAUGCUUCAUUAGGUUAUAACAAUUAACUAUUUAUAGCAUGCUGCAGGUAAAACAUAUCUCCUGCCUCUAUUUCUUUGUAAAGGCUGUUGUUCUUGCCCAAUUUAAAUGCCCCAUUCUGUGUUUUCUAUAGCAUCCUGUGCACAGCUUCAUCACAGCACUUCCUAUACCUGUUCCGUUUACUAAGCUGUACAUUCUUUAAAGAUAGGUACCACAAUUUAGUCUCAUAUUUGUAGAGGAUGGGAGAAGAGAGGGAAGGAGGGAGGAAGAAAGGAAGGCAAGAAGGAGGAGGCAGGCACAGUGCCUGGCUGAUCUUACUGCACAAAUUGAGAGACUGCAUUCAUACACAUGUCAUGUAAAAUGCACUCCUGGAGCACAGAAAUAUGAUGUACACUGUGCUCCUUAGAAUUCUGCAAUGUGGUAGCACUAGUGAAUGGCGCUCAGUAGGUGCUCAAUGCCAGGUACCAGUGACAAACUCUGAUUGUCAAAGAUCCUAGGAGGAAAUUAACAACCUUGAAUGGACUGCAUUCCUGAAAAUGAAAAGCACAUGCUAGAACUGUGAUACCAAUUUCAGAGAUUAAAUUAGGCUCAUGGAUGAGGUUUAUUUUCCAACUCACAGUUUAUGUUAGGUAAAACGGUCUCCAAACCAGAUGUGAAACAGUCACUUAUUCGUGUGGCUGAAAGAGUGAAUUAAGUUAAUUAUAGUCUUUAAACGUUUGAAAACAGUCUGCGGGAAAAAAACCUACAUAGUGCUCAAACUGUACUUCUAAAAAUACUAUUUUAUUUAUACUCAUGUAUGAAAAAAAAGGGCUAUACUACCAUGUUUACAUACAUACCAAUAUUGGAAACAAUUCAAUAAUGAAUCACAUCUAAAUUUUAUAAAGAAUACACAAACAUUAAAAAACACUGAUUGGUUACAGAAAGCAGAGUGGAAGAAAAGAACAUUAGCUAUCAUUUUCAUUUCCAUUAAAGAGCAGCACCCUCUGAGAAGAAUCAAAUCAGUUAGUAAUACUCACCUAUACUGCAAAAUAAUAUAUACAAAGGAAAGUUAGUGAUUGUACUGAUUCUAUUACUUUUACUAAGCCAUUUUAUCUUCCUCUCAAUGCAAAUAAAAUAAUAUGAAGAAAAAUAUGUCCUCACUAUUCACAAUAAAAAGAGUCUGCUUCAUUCUGCAGGCCUGGCAUAUUGUACAAUAGGGAGCACUUCAUGGCUCAAGUGGAUCAAAGUAUCAUUUUGAUUCUGAGCCACCGAAUAGAAUCUCAUGCAUAUUUGGUGACUGGACUAACUCCAUAGGAGCUGUGAUAGAUUGAACCAUUUCUGUGGAAUCCCCAGAUCUCACAAAUAAGAAAAGGCCCUACACAAGAAAAGAUAAGAAUCAAUCUGUCCGUAAAUUCUAUCUAUAGGCUCUUUCUCUAGUGUAAGGUGGAAAAAGGGGCCCUUUCUUGAGUACAUGGAUACAAGUGUUGUUGUGGUCUAAAGAUUGCUGGAUUGAUACUGUCUGAUAUAAUGAAGAUAAGGUAUACACAGAAACCACUGCCAGAUUAAGAAACUUCCACAACUUGUCUCAAUUCUUCAAAUAAUGGAGCAAGUUCCUUUUCUAGGCUGACAAUUAGUCCUAAAACAAAGGGAUUAAGAAAAUUUGAACAUUAGAAAAAUGUUUAUCAAAAUGUAUAAUACUAAAAAAGUGAGACAUAGUUCAUUCUCCAUUACUAAAACAUACUUAAAACAAAAUAUUGUAAUUCUAAAUAAAGUAAUCAAAAACCCAUAUUCAUUAUGAAGUUUAUUUUUAUCAUCUAUUAACAUAAAUAAAUGAAAAUAUUUAUAUGUAUUAGAAGAUGUAAAAUGAAUUACAUAUGUGCUAUAAUUUUGUUAGUUUUGAAAGGAAAACUUUAAUUUAUACCUUAUUAUUUCAAAAUCUGCACUGAUUCAGGAAUAAUACACAUGAUUUUUACUAAAAAAAGGUAUACUUUUUUCCUGAGCCAAUUUUAAUGAACUUUAUCAAGAUAGGUAGAUAGCAAAGGAAUAAUCAAAUAUUUAUUAUAUAAAUUCAAUAAAGCUAAGAUAUAAAUGGGUAUUUCAAAUGAAAACAAUAAUUUUAAAGAUGCUUGGUAGGAGUACAAAACAUACACUGAAAGAAACAAACUAGUCUAGAAAUUAGCUUCUCCUUAGUUUACCAGCGUAGAAGGCUAUAUAUAUCUUAAAUACUGCUUGUUUUAUGCUCAAAUAAAGAUCUUCCUCUGUCUCACAGAGCAUUAAAAGCAUCUGGGAUUCUCAAGGAAAUGUUCUAAGUAUCAAUACUAAAAUACAGUUCUGCACAUUAUCAUAAUUUAUAACAACUGAUGAUUUUAUCACAUGACUGAUUUAUCAGAACUGAGGUUUAAUAUACUUAAAAUAUUGACACCACUACCAUCCUAUACAAUUUAUAAAGUGUUUUCACAUAUGAUAUUUUAUAGCUUCAAAACAUUUAGAAAUGGAAGAGACCCAAUAGAUCAUCAAAUCUAAACCCCUCAUUUUAAAGAUGAGGAAUCUAAAUACAGGCUUCAGUGACAUAGCUGGAAACAAAGCGGGCUCAAAGAGCUUGGAAAGAGAAAAAACAGAAAAGGAAUGCAUAACAGUUCUAACAGUGGUGAAAGCUGAAGGAGACAGGCCUUAAAAAAAUUCCACUUUAACCAAAAGAGGAAAAAAAAUACAAUUCAACUGAAUACUGUCAUUAUUUUACAUGAAAAUAGACAGUGAAGGCUACUGGAUACAAUGAGAUCUUACUAUCCUCUUUAGAAAGUACAGCUUCCCAGUGUUCGUCCUCAAAUUCUUCCACCCUAAAGAAGAAUGAGUAUAUUCAUCCUAGUCACACUCUUUAAAUUCUCAAUCACAUUCAUCUUGCCCACUACUGUUCAACAUUUUAUAGAUUGUUCUAUAUGGAACUGAACUCAUCCUUGAUCGUUUUUACGUGUUCUGUUUGGUUAUCUUCUCUACUCUUCUUUGUUUUCUUAAACUGUUGUAACGUGAGCAAGAUAUAGCAUUCAAGAGGUGAAGAUAACAUUUAAUUUUCCUUUCUAUCUUAAACGAUCACUUACCUAUACAUUGUCUCAUUUGAACUAAAAAAUAA